CGCAACCUUCCAACAUGGCGGUGUAAAAUCACUGUGACACUGAAGAAAUUGAAAACAAAUCAGCGCAAACAUGGUUAUGACCAAAUCCGAAGCGCUGAAAAUUCUUGAACUAGGUCAAGGUAUGCUUAAAGAUUUUCUAACGUGAAUUAUUUUCCUUAUUUCUUUUAAUAUGCCUUUUAUUUUGCAAAUUAUUUGUUGCUUGCAUGACUGAAAUUUACGCGCAUGUCGAACAGCAGGAAAUCUGGGAAUAUAAUAUUCCCCCUAUUAAAUAGCCUUUUAUAAACACAGUGGUGUAACUAAGCGAUUUAAGUUUAUUCUUCUGCAGAGUUAUAACGGCAAACCAGUGUAUAGUUAAUUAGCAGCUCGUAAAAUAGGAGCUAUACAUCACAAAUCAUAACAGUUCUUUAUUAUUGGCGUUUAAACCGUUUAUAUGCAUUGCAAUUAUCAUAAGUAUCCAGUAAAAAAUUACUAGAACCACAAAACCAUCAACUAGUCUACCAGACAUGAGUCAAAGUAAACUGCUCUCUGUUGUAUAUUGUCUGAUGAUUUUUGUGCAAUAUACUAAACAAAGAAUGGACUGUUUUAUGACAAAAAAGUUAGUGACAAUUGUCCAGGCACCACCAUCAGUAUCCAGUUGACUACUAUUUAGUGUCAUCCCUGACUGAAACGUUUGGAAAUUGCGCGGCCAAGAUUUUGAAAAUUUUAAUAAUAAAUAUAUAGAAAACAUCACAAUUGCAUGGCCGAUGUCUCGGCCGCACAAUACAAACUUUCCACACAGGAAAAGUCAUCCAGUAUUCAGCAAAUAUCAGGCACAUCCCUAGUUUGUUUACCAUGCGUGUGUAUUGCAAUGCCGUAUAAAUAGCAAACCAUUGUUAUGAUACAGAUGGCAUAUGAAUAUUUAGCUCUUUGAUAUAUUUAAAGAGAUUUAGAUGAUUCACAGUGUUCAAUACAUUUCCAAGAAAAUGAUGUAUAUGAGAAUAGAAUACCUGACCUUAUUUCACCAAAUUGAUGCACAAAUUACAUAUUGCAGCUGUUUAAUCGAACUUUAAAUUUAACCCACAAGUUGCAUUGCGUCCUAAUAUGGCCCUACUUUAUUAUUUUACUCUGUCUAACGCCAGACAAUUUUAGUUGCCAAGGGAGAGUGCUGGUGCUCAAUGGGUUAUAAUUAUAGUAAUCAGCGCAUAUAUUGCACAUGCACUUGAACUUUUCUGUGUUUUUCGAUAAGAUUUCGCUGAACUCUAAAUUGGUUUUGUAUGGAUUUUUAUUGUGCCGUCCUGUGAGUGUUUGUGAUCGUGAAGUGACGGCCGUCAAGAAGUGAAGAACAUCCACAUAUUUCAAAUUAUUUUUUUAGAAUAUUGCGAUGGUAUUUUACCAACUGCAAGGCCAGUGUGAACUCCUGAGCAGGCAUCUUGUUUUACAGAUAUUAAAAUUGAAUUAUUCUUUCUAGGUUCCACACCAGAGGAAGUUCGUUCAAGUUACAAAAAACUAGCAUUGAAAUGGCAUCCUGAUAAACAUAACAAUAGCACUGAGUCAACAAAGGUUUGUAAACUCCAUUAAAUGCAACCUCCCGGGCUGGUGGAGGUAACAAUUGAGUUGUUAACUCCUGUCGGAACUGAAAUCCAACUGAAACUGACCAAAACAAGAGGUUAUGUUUUCAUCCACAUUUGUAUGUGUGUCUGUCGAAGUUUUGUAGGACAAAUGUAUUAAAUUUGGUUAAAAUUGGAGAUGAAAAUUUGAUAAAGAAUUUAGCAAAAGUUUGUCUUGCUUUGUCAGCUGGAGUAUAAGCUGAAAAAUAGUGAUUAACAAUAUUGCAAUAAAACUCCUGAUACUGACAAUACCAGCAUUAAUAUCAUGACAACAUUUUAGAAAUUUCAAGAAAUCUCUGAAGCUUACAAAAGAUUAACCAGUAAAGAUGAUGAUGAUGAUGUGAGGAUUUCAAUGGUAAGUCAGAGUGAAUUAUUAGAUUCAAAGAGGUCAAGAAUUAUUACUUGUAUAGUAAAACCUACAAUUAGCACUAUAGAAAUGCUAAACGUAGUCAAACUCAUAAAAUGUUAUUUGAUUGAAAUUGUAAAAUGUUAUUUGAUCCCCAAAUAUGGUAAAUUUGAUUUCCUUUAUAGGCUGAUAUGUUUGAUUUGUUUGCACACAUUUUCUUCAGCACUAGUGGUUGUAAGUACAAACUACUGUUCAGUACAGUAUUGACAGGGUAGUACCUAUAUUUUACUAACCUGAAUCAUAGGACACUAAUUAGCCUUUCUCACAUGGGCCAAAAUCCACCAUUUUUGGGAUACUCAUAGGAAAAAUGUUUUUUAAAGAUUUACCAUGUUUUCUAUCAAUGUAAAAACUGAACUCUUACCGUUAUUGUUAUUAUUUCCCAUAUUGUAAAUUGGUAAAAACCAUGAUGUUUAAUAUUUACCAUUAAGGCCAUGGGAAUGAAAGUCAUAGAUUUGCGUCCACCGCCCUCGUGCCUCAAAAGUUACUGCCUAAAAUUUUCAUUAUUUACAAAAAAUUCAUUAUUUUCACAAAUAAAGCAAAACUCAAUAAAAUUAGCAAUAAAAUUAUGUAUUGAUUGCAAUGAAAUGAACAUAUUGCAGUAUGUUUUUCCUUGGUAUCCACAUUCAUUUGAAAUUUCAAAUUAUAUUCACCAAAAUGGCGAAAUUGGCACACGAUCCUUCAGUGCUGCGACCGUGUGAGCUCAUGAUAUAUGUAAUUCCAUGGUGUGUAUGGUAAUUCGUGUUUUUAUCUCUGUAUUUACCACCCAAAACAAUGGAGAAAAAAUAAUGAAUAAUGAAAAAAAGCCGCAUACUUUUUCAAAAUUACCCGGACGCAAAUCUAUGACUUUCAUUCCCAUGGCCUAAUGGUAUUUUCCUGCUAAAUAUCAAAUAUCAUGGUUCUACUAAUUUUCCAUAUCUAUAAUAAUUAUAUAAUAACCAAUAAAGGUCAGUUUUUACAUUCAAAAAUCCAUUUAAUGGAAAUUUAAUUUUUUCUCUUGUCAAAGAAUCUAGAAAUUAACACAAUGUGAAAAUUAAGUGACUUUCCAAAUUGUAUAUUUACCAUUAGACCACAACUAUGUACAGUGAUAUAAAGUUGCAUUUCAUGUACCCCAAGAAUAGCAGAUAAACUGUGCAUGAGAAAGACUAAUCAAUUUGAGUCAUUCUGAGAAGAAAUAAUGUAAUAAAUCUAUAUAUAUUGUACUAGUACAAAACCUUGUCUUGGCCAACUUUUUAUACUUUCCAUCACCCAAUUUUGGCAACAAAGAAUUUGUGUCAUUUAUUAAAGACAUUGUUAUAAUAAUGAUUGUUAUUAUUAGUAUUUUUAUUAUUGUUAUUAUUAGUAUUAUUAGUAUUACAUUAAUGUUAUUAUUAUGAUGAAUAUAAUUGUAAUAAACAUAAUCACAUUGAUCACAUUUAGAUUUUGCCAAUGAUCAUCUGUUUUACUCUGAUGAUGAUGACGAUGAUGAUGAUGAUGAUGACAUGUGUAUGAAUGAAUCAGAUUCUUCAGAUGAUGAUGUUCCUGUAUAUAGAAGUAGACAACAUCAUGCGAAGUAUUCAGAUUUAAUGGCAAGCAGAGUUAGUAGAGCUGCUGCUACUGCAUGUAAGUUCACUAUUCUUGACACUGUUUGCAUUCCUCUAGAAUUAAUUUGUUCCCAAUUGUUUGCACAAUCUUUAUAUUGCCCUGUGCCUUAAUUGGCUUGUAUGUGGAUGUGGGUCUUCCAAUUAGCAAACCUGACAAACAGAUGGCCACUCAAAUGAGCAAAUUUAAUUACCAAACAUGCUGUAAAAAUAGAAAAAUAAAUGGAAAUUGUAUAGUGUGUGUGUUGUAUUUUCAUUCAGAUGUAUUAUCUAAUUCAGAUGUAUUAUCUAACGAGUUUGAGGCAGUUCUUUUAAACUCAUUUUGUUUGAGGUAACAUGACUCACUCGAGAUUCUAGUACUUAUAGUCUUAUACCUACUGUAAAUACAUGUUUUGCAGAUAGAAAUGAGAUGCGCAAAAAGAAAGCUAAAGUUCAACCUGGAAUAUCAGAAGAAGUAUGUGAUGAACAUAUAUGUAGAAAGUAGAUUGAUACGAACAUUUUGGUUGUUAACAUGCUCUCAGGAUACCGUACUGCAUGUACCUACGGUUUUUCUAUAUUUUUUGUUUAGGAAAAUAUCAUUCUGCUUGCGCUUAAAUUUCACUCGCUUCUCAGUUGCUUUGUGAGCGCCCCCCCCCCCCUGGUAUCAAAGUUUUAGACUUGUAAUUGUUAUCCAUUAUAGCAAGCGAGAAAGAAUGCUGAUGAACUAAUAAAAGAAGAGGAAAAAUUAAAAAAGAAAGCGGAAAAAAGAAGAGCAAGGAAAAAAGUAUGUUUACUUUGUAUGUUAACGUAUCGUAUUAAAUGAUUAUUGUCACCAAUGAAUCUGCCGAUUCCCAGUGAAGUUGGUCUUAGAACUUUACACAUGUUUGUACAGUAUCUCUAACCCUCGCUAGCAAGAGUUGCAACGAUACGAGCGUAUGCGAAUGAAGUGUGAUUACAAACUGUGAGAUCCACAACUGUUGAUCGGGGUUGUAAAAGGUCAGAUUGGCAUGAUUAUGGUAAGACUAAGACUGUUAUAAUGAAAUACCGAUAAUAUCGAUUUAUUAACUUUUUCAUUUUAGAGAAAUCGAGCUAACCGAAAACAACGUGAAAAAGAACUAAAAGCAGAUGGCCAAGAUGUAGGUUUUCGCUUUUGAUUGAUUUAAUUUUGCCAACAAAAUAAACUAAUACAUUAAUUAAUUAACAAAAUAAAACAAGAAGACAGAUAGUGGCGAGGAAACCCAAGUAGAAACCAGAAGACUUAAGCAUAUAAUGUACCGUUUAUUAUCGACACAAAAAGAGAAUUGUCACAUAACAAAGGAAUGUAAUAUAGAACCUUAACAUAUUGUAGUAACGUGCUUUUCAUUAACACGGUCAGACUAGUAACUAGUAUAAGAUCCAUCAAAUUGUUAAAUACAGUAAAACAGAAAACAUUUUUGUAUCGGAACUGUCUGAUCUAUAACAUUACAUGAAGCCCAUCUAUAACAUUUCAGGUGGAAAAUGACGAAGCGUCCGAAGAAGGAAGCACAACACACAAUAGAGAGAGAAGAGAUAGUUCGAAAGAAAAUGAAAAUCUUACAAAUAUAGAACACGGUACAAGAACAAAUAGCAACAGAAAUAAAAAACCUGGAGAGGAAGAGGAAUCCGAAAACGAACGUGCACAUGUAUGUGUAAAAAUAUGCUUUCAUAACGGAUAAUGUAGAAUCUCUUGUGACCAGGGUGUAUCAUGAACCAUCGGCCAUGGCUGAAAGAUAUGUACAUAUUUACCAUUAGCUUCUCGCUCUGGGGGUGGAAAAAAAUCAGGUAGUUGGGGAAGAAAAUAACCCUGAUGGAGGAAAAGAGGAAGGAAGAAAAAGGGAAAAGAAAAUAAGCUUCAAAUUCAUGGUAAUAGGAAUUUCAAAAGGUGGAAAUGUUGAUCUCAGCCUCGUCACCAGUCAAAGGGUUUCGUCUUCAGGUAUCCAUUUUCCCUGCCGACCGCUCCUGGGUAUAGGAGAAGAAAGUGACCCUUUCAACUUUGGGAGUGGGAAAAAAGUACUGUAACCCCACUGAUAACUUUUUACACUCCUGGAUAUUUCAGGACGUGCACUCUACUUCCCACCACAGGGUCACGAAGACACUUUCAAUACACCCUUCUGGAAAGUCUUGGCUAAAGAGCUUCGUUUUCGUGAUUGAGAUAUAGUGGGUUAAGUACUCUUUAUCUAGUUACAGUACAGGUGACACAUUUACGAAACCAUACAGUUACAUCGGUGAAUAUGAAAGAUCUGUUUAUGGUUAUGUCGUCAGCAACAGGAAUUAAGAUCUCUGAAACCAAUGUCUCAAUCACGGAAACGAGGCUAAGUACUUUCUGGAAAGGUGUAUUGAUGUUACUUUCUGGAAGGGUGUAUUGAUGUUACUUUCUGGAAGGGUGUAUUGAUGUUACUUUCUGGAAGGGUGUAUUGAUGUUACUUUCUGGAAGGGUGUAUUCAUGUUACUUUCUGGAAGGGUGUAUUGAUGUUACUUUCUGGAAGGGUGUAUUCAUGUUACUUUUCUCUCGUAUAGGAUGAAACGUGGGACACAUCAAGUGCAUUCUUCAAUCAUGCCGCAGCACGACGUGGACCUGUACAUACAAGCAAUCAUAAUUUAAGUAGCGAAACAACGUCUGCGACUUCUGCAGACACAUCUGUAAAUAAAAAUGAAUAUAAUACACACACUAUCCGAGGAGAUGGAGCGGAGGAGUCUGAAAAAGAUCACAUCAUAGAACAAAGUCGACAUUUAGCAGGUAACGUUUAGAAGUUCACAAUAACCACGUUUAAUGUCAGACAUGUUCCUCUAUACUCUUGUUUAGUUGUAACGAUCUCCAACAGAUUACAAGUACGCGAAUUAUCGCACGCUGUAACCUUGAGCUUUGUCAUCCUUGUAACUUAUGGUACACUUGACUUUCUAUAGCCAUUGGAAAUAACCAUGCAAAUGACGAGAAUUAUGUAGAAGCAAUCCAAUAUUUUUCCCAAGCUAUUUCAUUACAUAACCGAGAUUUCAGGUUAGUUAUAUAACUAAUUGUAAAAUCUCUUGUAUUGCAUCGUAUUGUAUUGCACUGAACCGCACUGCACUAUAUUCAAGUUACGAGGUUGGUUAUAAAACUGUACUAUUAUAUUUAGAUUUUUCGGAAAUCGUUCAUAUUGUUAUGACCGCUUGGGGGAUUACUCCAAAGCACUUCAAGAUGCAGAAGUUACCAUAAUGCUUGUUCCACAUUGGGCGAAAGGUUAUUUCCGUAAAGGUCGUGCUUUGGCUGGACUCAAGGUACGUAUACCAAUCCAGUCACGUGUGUAGACAUUACACACCUUUCUUGUCGCCAAAUUAACACACCUUAAGACGUGUAUUUUUACACACCUCAAGGUGUGUAUUUAGAUAAAAAAAGGUGUGUUUUUAUUUACACGUCUGAAGGCGUGUAAUUUGCUUGUCGCCAAACAAAUAUUAUUUGCUUGCUAAUAUUACAUAAAUUUUCGUUCAUCGAAUUUUAUACAAGGCCUUUGCAUAAUAAUAUUCCCAUCUUGUCUCUUGUAAAGCUAGGUGUUUGUCUUGUUCUAAAUUUUCCAGCAAUACGCUGAUGCUGAAAAGGCAUUCUUACAAGUACUGAAACACGACAGACAUUGCGAAGACGCGAAAUUUGAAUUGACAAGAGUUCGAGUCCAGCAAUUGAAAGUGAGUGGAAAUUCACCAAAGCCUAUAUAUCUCGGUUUGGUGGGGCGAGGGGCUCAACCCCUUUGUUAAAAUUUUAUGUCGUUGGGGGGGGGGGGGCGGAGCCACGUAUACUUGCAUAGUCAUAUCCCGGAAGGUUCUUCGCAACUGUAGUGUUGAAAUUUCAGUAAUUUCCACGACAAUGGCUUCGUAAUCUCUACUUGAUCAUUUUGACCCCACCAUUAGUUUAUUUCUGUGGCUCUAUGUUUAAAUCUUGAAUACCAAGUUAAAUCCUUUCGUCAUUUAACAUCGCCAAUUGAUAAAUUGCUAAACCCAAAAAUAAAUUCUGGAAUUUUCCUAGUCACAAUUUUGACUUUCCACUCUGUCUGGGAAUGUUCCAUGUUUGUCAUGUUGUCACCCCACACUUUGUACCCAGCCCGCUUUUGUGAUGUUUAAUGUUCCUGGACUACAAUAAAGCUAUAAGUAAAUCGUUCUUUUCAAUACUGCAUGUUAAACGUCCGAUCUCGUUUGUAGGACAUGGGUUUUGGUCAUGCUCAAAGUGAACGUGCUGUGCGGCUUUAUGGAACAGUACAUGCUGCUCUAGACGCAUUAUUGUCUGGCAAAGGUAAAGAUUUUUUCUUUUUAACAAGCACGAGAGUCGACGUGAGAAGUGUCAUGUGAGUUGGCAUGCGUAGCCCACUGUGCUCUAUAUAUAUCUGGAGCAAGAACUUCAGUCAUUCUGUUCAGUUAUAAAUAUACGGUAUGCAAGGGUGGGUAGUAGCGAAGUAGUUGUAGUUCGCUACUGUAGCGAACUACAAUUUUCAAGUAGCCAGUAGUUUUUGACUACUUUUUUAAAACAGUAGCUGUGGUUAUAGCGAACUACAUUUUGCCUAAAAGUAGCCAAGUAGUUGACUACUUUUCAAACAGCGAAUUGCUAUUCGCUACUUUUUAAAAUUGUUAGCAACUUGAUAGAGUAAAAUGAUAUUGAGACACGGUUUGCUUAGAAUCAAUACUCCAUAGUCAAUUUGCACUCUUGAAUACUGUAGUGCUUACAAAAAUGUUGCUUUGUGUUUACUGUUGCUACUCGUAUGUCGAUUUGUUAUAGGUUACAUUUCAGCCAGAGUUAGUAGAUGCUCCAAAUACAGUAAAACUAAAAAAUAUAGCGUAGCGAAAUAGCGAAGUAGUCGCUACAUUUUUAAAGCAGUAGCUGUAGUCAGUAGCGAACUACCUUUGUUCAAAAGUAGCAGUAGUUGUAGCUGACAACAUAUUUUUGAAGUAGCUGUAGUUAUAGCGAACUACAAAAAUUUUGUAGUCAACCCACCCUUGACGGUAUGACGCCAUAAUGUGGGAGGGACAAAAGUGUAACCCACUCGCCUCGGCGGCUUGUCAGCCACUUUCUGUUCUUCCCACAUAACGACGUCAUACUGUGUAUCUAUAACUGAACAGACAACGGCAAAGUCGUAUCUAUUUGUACAUCCUUUCACUUGUAGUAAAAAAUCUCGUUGCCACUGAAGAGGAGAUGUAUGUGUCAGAUGGUGAGGUGGACGAGCAGGAUAAUGACGCAAGGUACCUGGGCACCAGUCUCCUAUCAGAUAUUAACAUAUUCAGUGGGUUGGACAAAACAGCUGUGCUCAAACAGCCUAUAAAGUCGGUCGUUAAUAACCGUUAUUUGUUGAUGUUAUGUUAAUUUAGGCAACGAUAUUCGGAACCAUUGGCUUCACUUUGGGUGGGAAAUGUUGAUUCGAAACAAGUCACAGAAAGACAACUCAUACAAUUAUUUUCAAAGUAAGAACUUUUAUUCAUCGUUCACGCUUAUGUACUAUACGACGUUAACUUAAGCUUGGCAUUUCAAAUCAGUCUGUUCUAACAACAUGAAACACAGUAACAGACACUCCGGACGGUCCCCCCCCCUCCCUGCUCCCCCCUAUCAGGGUCGUACACAUUGGGGGGGGGGGACAACUGCCCCUUAGAGGAAACUAUAUUCACGAUUUUUAGAAUGACAUUAUUAAUUAUUCUUUGGAUAUUUGGGACUUUUUUCGGCAUAUAGACCUUACUGCCCCCUGGUGAAAAAAUCCUUCGACGGCCCUGCCCCCUCCCCUAGUGUACGAACUUCAUGGAUGGUGGGCUCAACUUUAAGGGACUUAUCCAUGCAUAAUUUUUAUUUUGCCAUAUUCGAAUGUGUUGCUUUGGAACCAAUGCAAUCAACAAUAUCUGAUCAUCACUUGCGUGAAUGUAUCUAAUUUCUCCCUUUCUUUAGAUUCGGUGCAAUAUCAUUAAUUCGAAUUCUACCUCAAAGUUUUUGUGCUUUUGUAAAUUAUGAAAAUAAAGAGAGCGCCGCCAGAGCUAUGCAAUCUCUUCAGGUAAAUUUUACUUUCAAAAUUAGGAGUUUCAGAUUCGACCUACGCUACCGCUACCAUUAACCAAUCAGAUGCGUUAAAAUGUAGCGGAUUAACCAAUCAAAUGAGUGGAUAAAGCCAGUGCGCGGUAGGCAGAAAUUUUUUGGGGGAUCACUUUCUUUGGGAGCUUGGUAACCGCGCCUGUUAUGAUGUAAUAUAUAUUAGCCUGUACAGCAGGAAAUAGAUUGCGGUCGAAUACUUUGACGCAACUUAUAUAUUCUAUAUUUAUUUACAUAACCGCUGCGGUUUUGACGCAUUAUUCAUCGCGCCUUUCCGAAAGCUUUGUACCCAUAAAUAAAAUGUACUAAAAAGAGAACACAUUGCAAUUUUUUUAUAAAAUAGAUCAAAAUAUACCAUAAAUAUUGAGAUAUUGAAUUUUGUUUUGAAUAAUGCUAGUAUAAAGGUCAUAAGUUCGUGCGUAAUGCCGUAAUGGUAUUCGGAAUAUAGACAUAUUAUUAAGUCGCAGUUCAUUUAACUGAUAGAAACGUUCACAUUCAAAUUAUUCAAUUACGUAAAAUCAACUAUGAAUUUAUUUUAAAAGAUUCCCUGUUUGUAUUAUAUUGUGCACUACUAAUACUGUGUGAGUCACAGAUAGUCUCGGUUGAAAACAUGAUAUAUGUUUAUACUUGCCGACAAAUAUGCAAACCACGCACUCUAAUGCUUAUAGGGGCACUGAUGUCUUUAUCAUUGAUUAUCAUGAUAUCAAAAUUCAAAGAUCAAAAUUUGCCUGCGCGCAAUGCAAAAUGUAAACAAGACACGUUUAUAGAUUUUGCAUUAUAAACUGUGUAAGCUGAGGGCGAUGCAGAAAUUCAGCUGUAGUAACUUCUAAUAUAUAUAUUUUACAUUCGUACUAGCCUGCGAAUACAGACGCCUCAUUCGUACUGCAGCAUUCAGUUUACUUCAGGCUAUUAUUGCCACACACGUUAGUAUUUAUUUCCGGAAAAUUUAAAUAUUUCCCCCUAAAGGUUAAUGAUAAUUAAUGGUAUAGUAGACUUUAUAUGAGUGCCUGAAUAACCCCAAGUUUACAUCAAGUGUUCCAACAAAUCCAAAUAUGUACCCUGAGUAAAAGUCGCGGUUACCAAGCCUCCCACGGAAAGUGAUCCCCAAAAAAAUUUCUGCGCGCGGUAGCAGUGUGGUAUAGGGGAAGUCGAAUCUUGAGUGCAUAAGAUGUAUUUAUUGUGGGUGUGGAAAGGGAUUCUAUGAUUAUUCGACAGGUUUUGAUCACAGAGUAAAUACCAUACAGAGGUCUCACUUCUUUAUAUUAAUUUCAGCGUAAGGGAUUUUUCCAGUCCGCCAUGUUCUUUGCAAGUGCCCUAAAGAGAGGCUGUCACCCCCUGAAAAUAUAUUGAAAUUCAAUGUUCCAGGGGGGUGAAUGCCUCUCUUUAGGGCACUUGCUAAGAAAAUGGCCGCCAGAUAUGCGCUGCAGUAAAAACUACCUUACGUUCUUUUUCUAUGGUUAAUAUUCUGUGAUAGUAUGACUGGACUUAUUUUGAUUUAGGGUUUUAUGAUUGGCGGACAAAAUAUAAGAAUACGUUAUCAAGGUAGUGACAAAAGUUCUAAAAAGUAAGUAUAUUAAACAUAACGAAUGAAGUGAGAACAAUCAUCUAUUAUUAUACAGUAUUACCUUAAUUUUUGAAGAACAUCGGCAGUGGAUUUUAAGUGAUCUAGUUAAAAACAACUCUUAAAUCAGUAAUAUAAGUUAUUUUACGCUUUUAGCACGGAGAAAACCGCGAAGCCUACGGGACCAGUGAACGGUAAUGAAUGUUACUUCUGGCGUACAACGGGCUGCGCUUACGGUGAUAAAUGUCACUUCACGCACAUACCUAGCAAUAAAGGCAUUGACAUUGAAAAAGUCGAACUAAAAUACGGUAAAAUAAAGAAGAAAGGCAGAUGACCAGAGUAGCUGAAUUUAUACAAAUUACUUUGAUUUUAAGACUGGAUGUUGUCCAAAAGAUAAGUACAUUUGUGUUUAUAUAAUAUGACAUUAAUUUAUAAAAUGAAAUCUUCUCAAAGAAGAGAAGAUUAAUAUUUUGUUUUGUAAAAAAUACUCGGUUUAAGUUGAAAGAUUUCCACCACUAAUGGAGUAAUGAUAUCAAAUUAAAGAUUGUUCUAUAUUUUCUAUAAUUUUCCUUCGCACUCGUAACUGCUUAUAUA
Paramuricea clavata is the source of this 11749-nucleotide messenger RNA. The record is from the annotation of a GenBank genome assembly. Lineage: Eukaryota; Metazoa; Cnidaria; Anthozoa; Malacalcyonacea; Plexauridae.